UAGUCACCAAGUGAAGUAAGCAAUUCAAAAGCAAAGGAAAAGAUAUAUACACAUAUUGUAAUUGGUUUGUGAUUUGUUUUAGUUGAGAGAAGGGGAAUGGCUAGUGUGAAGUAUGCAUGCGUGGUUGUGAUGAUGUGCAUGGCAUUGGUGGGUGCACCAAUGGCCGAGGCUGCAAUCACAUGCGGUCAAGUGGUGAGCUCGUUAACUCCAUGCAUCACUUACCUGACGAGGGGUGGGGCACCAACCCCAGGGUGCUGCAACGGAGUGAAGGGUGUGAACAACGCCGCCAAGACCACCGCUGACCGCCAGGCGGCGUGCAAUUGCUUGAAAACGGCUGCUGGUUCUAUUAGAGGUUUCGAUGCCAAUAAUGCAGCCUCACUCCCUGGCAAAUGUGGUGUCAACAUCCCCUACAAGAUCAGCACCUCCACCAACUGCGCCACCAUCAAGUGAAGAGUGGAUGUGGCGGGGAAGAAGAAGAGAGCAUAGUAAAUUUUCUAUCGCAGUGUUGUAGAAUGAAUUUACGAGAAUAAAGGGAAGGCGACGAGGGCUCCACUUAUGCGAGUUUCCUCAUGUAUUAGCAUGUUCCCGUAGUUGUUUCACACUUUGGUCUAGUUAUUAUCGUGUGUGAUGAAAUUUGUCUCGGUUGUUGCGUGUAUGGCAUAUAUAGUGAUUCCAUGCUACUUUGCCUUUUUAAUUUUCGCAAUUGUCUUAUUGGUUCUUCUCA
This is a messenger RNA of Gastrolobium bilobum, 724 nucleotides long. RefSeq names its product non-specific lipid-transfer protein 1-like. The transcript has 2 exons. Gene Ontology annotation, cellular component: membrane. Gene Ontology annotation, molecular function: lipid binding. Gene Ontology annotation, biological process: lipid transport. The coding region runs from base 97 to 450 and encodes 117 amino acids. NCBI's taxonomy places the organism in Eukaryota, Viridiplantae, Streptophyta, Magnoliopsida, Fabales, Fabaceae. The record is from RefSeq and is a predicted model, not a curated record.